UGGCAUGAACCAGAUCGCAUUGCAAUUUGCGCCCUCAAUGGCGAUCUGCCCUCCUGGACCUAGGCGUCAAGAUUCACGAAACGAAGCAGAAGAGCAGUCGCAAGGGGUGCUCCAACAGUCAGUGGCUUUGUUCUGAUUGCAGUGACCUGCUCUGGUAUACAGUUGGCCUUCUCUGCUACGUCAUGGCGACCUUCUGAGUUGACUUCAAUUAACUUUCUGACGUAAGCGGGCAGCACGGUGAAUCUAGGAAGGCAGGCCUGGGGUCACCACUAACGGCAUUCACAUUAUCUCAUUAUGGUCGGACGUGAGGAAACCAUUGAAAGAGAUGCGCAGCGGCAAGGGAAAAUGAGAAGGAUAAAGGAGCACACGGACUGGUUACUUGAAUCAGACAAUCCAUGGUUCAGCCAGCGGGCGCUGCACAAUGUCAUAAGAAGAGGGGGCUGGGAAGUGGACCCAGCCAAUGAAAAGCAGAAAAUGCGGAACUAUCUUGGAAGUAUUGAAAGGAGCGCUGCCGAAACACAGGAGCGACGAGGAAAGGCCCGAAAGCUGAUACAGAAAAUUGAUGUGGACACGGGCAGAAACAAACAGAGUCGGUCUUUGCAAAAGACCAUGAUGCAGCAGACUGGGAAGGUCCAGGUUGGUGUUGUGGGAGGCGUGCAGAACCGCAGCGAUAGGUUUGCGCCAUGGGAAAGCUGCGCCCCCGGCCUUGAUCACAAGGGGGAGUGGGCCCCUGGGGAGAGACGAGGGAACGCUUCUGCUGAUACUCAGAUGGGUAGGCGGGGCCAGGGUUCCGACAUCAACAGCGCCUUCUCUGCAGUGGGCCUUGACGGUGCUGAUAAAACAAGGUCGCUUGGCAAUUUCGGAGGGAGCAACGUCAGCAUAGACUACAACGACCCGUCGGCGAUGCACACUGGGGAGACUGACAGAUACGGCGGAGCCUUUGGACAGCAGACAUACGGCAAUGAUGGCAAGGAGGGUGUCUUCACGUUCCGUGCAAGCAGCAGAGCUUCGUUCGCCCCCGCAUCCUAUAGCCAAGAACCCGACACGAACCUGCACCCUCCGUUCGGCAUGCCAGCUGGCCCCUCGCACGCAAAUAACACAUUCCCCGCUGCCCCCCGGCAGAUCCUAGGAGAGUUAGCCACGAACUUCCACUCCUCCCAGCCUGCUCCUCCUCGGAAAGCACUGCUACGCAAAGAGAAGCCCCCUACGCUCAAGCCCGGGCUCAGCGGGCCAAUUGAGGCGACCUGGCCAGAGAAAGACCAGCUGAUAGGAGGAGAAUGGGGAUCAGAGUGGGCGUCGGGAUACGAGGGAACGGAGUUCGCCGGUUUUGGACGCGCUUCAAGAGACGAGAGCGAACGAAAGACGAAAGAGAGCGGGGUGGGAGCUGCGCAGCACACGCGGCAGAUGGCAGAGGCCGUACCAGGACUAGCGCCUGGGGAAAUUGGGGCCCGGGGCGCUUUUGGGACGCCGAAGUGGGAGCCCAGAGCAGCGAACCACGCCUACGGGCAGGCGUUAGACAGCCCCCCGGGAUGGCGGAUGACGUCACUCAGUGAAUGGCGCCCAAGGGAGAGGACCUCGCACGCCAGCUGGCAGCCGGACGGGUAUCAGGCGGGUGCGGAGCUGCGCUUGGCAUUCAGUGAUGGACGGAGCUUUGUUCUGGUGGGGCACUCAACGGACGACUUUGACCCGGGUCGCCACGUGUAUGGCGUUCCGAGCUGCCACGUGUACUGGGCCGAGGACAGAGGGUUUGAGGGAGCGAGGAGCAGCGCCCAGGCGAUGCACGAGAUCGGCAGAAACAUUGGCGGAAGUUUGAAACGCAGGCGUGAUGACGUGGAUUCUGACGAGGAGCCGAGAGCGAAACGGGGAGGCGAUAACUCGGGUUUCAACAACUGGAGGAUUCAACCCCGGGGUCCCGUGAGUAUUCGCAUCGUGGGAGGGGAGGGGAACACUGCGAACAACAACUACUACAACAACAGCUUCUAUGGAGGCAGGACCGAUGUGCAUCAGACUCAUAGAAGCCAGCAUCCCAAUGAAGCAGCUCGCGGCGACCGCACGUCUGCGAUGAUGACUCUACCCAUCUUUGAAAGGCGCCUUUGGGGAAAGUGCUCAAGAAAGUCAAGGCCGGGGACGGGCGGUCUUCGAGGCUGA
This is a messenger RNA of Klebsormidium nitens, 2148 nucleotides long. Lineage: Eukaryota; Viridiplantae; Streptophyta; Klebsormidiophyceae; Klebsormidiales; Klebsormidiaceae. The record is from the annotation of a GenBank genome assembly.